Messenger RNA from Linum tenue, 3556 nucleotides. Lineage: Eukaryota; Viridiplantae; Streptophyta; Magnoliopsida; Malpighiales; Linaceae. The record is from the annotation of a GenBank genome assembly.
AAUAGAAUCCUGACAAAAUCACAUGGAAAGGGAAGAGUAAAAAAAAUUAAUACAAGGGUGGAAAAAGGAAAUCUGAAAAACUUCCACUCAUCCAUCACUCACAUUAUUCAUUCUUUGCUUCCUCUCCUUCCCCUUUCUUUAUAUCACGAGAUCCCCAUCAGCUGUUGUCUCUUUCUCUCUUCUUCUUCCUCCUUCUCCCAUCUCAUAUCUCAUCUCAAUCCCCUCCAAUCUAAUGUCUUCCUGCCACAGAUUUCCAUUUCCGUUUCUGGGUUCUUCUCCUUGCUUCCCCGAUCUCUCUCUCUUCUAAUGUUCACCCGGACAUUGCCGGCAGCCGCACCCAGAUAGACAAGAGUUGCAUGAGAGAGAGAGAGGAGAGGGGCGAAACUUGUAGAGCAGAGAAAGAGAAAUGGUGAGAGAGAUUUGUUAGGCUUUUUGUUUCCCCCCUUUCCUCCUUUCUGGAUUUCAUCAGUGAGGUUUCUGAUUGAGGAGCGGGGAGAAAAUGUCGCAUUCUGGAAAACCCAAUGACGGCAACCGACGACUAGGUCUGGAGUCGCCGAGUGAUCAGCUGCGCGACUCGUUGAGUUCCUUGGAAGCGAACAAGCCUGAUUUCCGCGAACUCGAUCUGGGUUCUCCUGUUUCCCCCUUGCGACCCCGGGGGCUGGCCGCCACGACCACCACCACGACGACGACGACCACCACCACCACCACUAGCUCCAGCACAAGCUCGUCUGGAUCUGUGUCGGGAACCCGAAAUGGGCAAAACCCAGUUGCUAAAUCUGGCCAUUCCGGCGAGCUGCUAUGUACUUCUUCCAGUGGCAACAGUCCCACUACUACAGCAGCCGGGUUGAAAACUCCGAAUAACAGGCCCAGCCACGCUAGAUCCGACCCGCUAAUCUACUCCGGGAGCGGGCAGAGCUCCGUGAACUCUCCCCCAGCUGCUAAUUUCAGCGUCCUCCCGACCGGAAACAUUUGUCCCUCGGGUAAGAUCUUGAAAGCGAGUAUCGCAAUGCCGAGCCGGAGUUCUAAGUCCGACGUCUUGGGUUCUGGGACUGGGCACUACGGCCAUGGAAGCAUAAUCCGCGGCGGUGGAGCUGGGGGGGCUAAGUGUGGUAUUAGCUCCGACAAUGGAAACUUGCUUAGCGGUAGCAGCAGUAGUCAUUGUAGCACCGGUAGUGUUCGUGGAAAUGCCUGUGUGGGGAAUAAAGGGCUUGGGGUCAUGGAUCCGGAGGAAGUUAAGCGGGCAGCGAAUGAGAUGUAUAAGAAAGGUCAUUUCAGUGAGGCAUUGGCGUUGUACGACAAGGCCAUUGCCUUAGCACCAGCCAAUGCAGCAUAUAGGAGUAAUCGAGCAGCGGCAUUUAUGAGUUUAGGCAAAGUUGCAGAGGCAGUUAGGGAAUGCGAGGAGGCAGUUAGGUUAGACCCUCAUUAUUACAGGGCGCAUCAAAGGCUGGGGUCUUUGCUUAUCAGGUUAGGACAAGUUGAAAGUGCCAGGAGCCACCUAACCCUGGCCGGGCAACCUCCAGAUUCUUCUGAAUUGUCGAAGUUGCAAGUUGUAGAGAAGCAUAUAAAUAAAUGUUCUUAUGCUCGGAAUGUUAAUGACUGGAAAGGUGCAUUAAGGGAAAGUGAUGCUGCUAUUGCUGCUGGUGCUGAUUGUUCUCCACUGCUCUCCAUGUGCAAAGCUGAAGCCCACUUGAAGCUCCAUCAUCUUGAUGAUGCUGAAUUGUGCCUCUCAAGUGGUCCAAGGCUAGAAUAUUAUACCAGUUCCUGUUUACAAUCCAAGUUCUUCGGGAUGCUUUCUGAAGCUUACUACUUACUGGUUAAGGCACAGAUUGAUAUGGCAUUUGGAAGGUUUGAUGGUGCAGAUACAGCUGCUGAGAGAGCUUCACAGAUUGAUCCACGAAAUGUUGAAGUCGCUCUUCUGCUUAAGAAUGUGCGGCUGGUGGUGAGGUCUCGUCUCCGUGGCAAUGACCUCUUUAAAUCCGAAAGGUUUACAGAGGCCUGCUCGGCGUAUGAGGAAGGCCUGAGGGUUGAUCCUUCAAACUCUGUUCUUUAUUGCAAUAGAGCAGCAUGUUGGUAUAAACUCGGUUUGUGGGAGAAAUCUAUAGAAGACUGCAACCAAGCUUUGCGUAUUCAACCCAAUUACAAAAAAGCCCUCCUCCGGAGAGCUGCAUCAAACAGUAAGCUAGAAAGGUGGAGUGAUGCUGUCGGGGAUUACGAGUCAUUGAGAAGGGAACUACCUAAUGAUAGUGAAGUUGCAGAGUCUUUAUUCCAUGCUCAAGUUGCACUAAAGAAAUCUCGUGGGGAAGAAGUUUACAAUAUGAAGUUUGGUGGUGAAGUGGAGGAAGUAUCAGGACUUGAACAGUUUAGAGCUGCUAUAUUUGUUCCAGGUGUUUCAAUGGUCCAUUUCCAGUCAACCUCUAAUACGCAGUGCAAGCAGAUGUCCCCUUUUCUGGAUGCUUUAUGCAUGCGGUAUCCGUCCAUAAAUUUCUUCAAGGUGGACGUUGAUGCAAACCCUGAUGUUGCGACAACUGAGAAUGUGAGGAUUGUACCUACAUUCAAGAUAUACAAAGGCGGUAGCCGUGUGAAGGAGAUGAUCUGCCCAAGUCGUGAUAUAUUGGAACAUUCGGUGAGACAUUACAGCUUUUAGAGCUCGCAGAAAGCCACAACGCAGCAGCAGGACCCUCCAAUCCUACCGCUCUACUCAUUCUGCUUCUGAUGCUGGUUUGAAGUUGCAACUUUCAUGGGACUACUCUACUCGAAACCCUCCCACCCUCUAGAAGACUACUAGAUGAUACCAAAAAGAAAACAACUUUCCUGUGAUAUAAGCAACCUUCAUUGAAAGAAAAAGCAACCCCCUCCCCCAUCCCCAAUUCUAUUAGCUCUGUGCCAUGAACCCACCAUCCCUCCUGGUAGACAAAUGUAGGCUAGGCAUUAAAUUUAAAGCAUUUUCCAUCGAUUCAUUCAUUGAUCAAUUACCAGCUCCUGAUGUUUUCCCCUCCCCACUCUCACCAAAGAUUUGUGGGUUUACUACCCUCACUACCUUUGGGUUGUUCAGUCAUUUUUGCACUUGUAUGUUCGAGUCUGUUAGUGUACACCGGAAGGAGGAAACCAGGGAAAUAUGUACAAUUUGGUUGUUGCUUACGUUGGGGGAGUUUAGGAAGGGAAGGGUGGUUAUUCUUUUCUUCUUGUUCCUCUUUUGCUUCUUUACCCUUUUCUGGUUUGGGGUUGGGGGUAAGUAUGGAGGAGGCAGCAAGGUGGGAGGUGAUCGUUUGUACUGUAUAUAUAUGUGAUUUGAAUACAUACACCACACAAGAAAAGAAAGGUGCUGCUGGAGGAGCUUAAGACGACUUUGGAUUCAUAAGGAGAGAAGUGGGCACUGGGGGAUGUAUGGUUGUUGAUGAGAAGACUGAAGAAUUUGAGGGGGCACUCUUCUAACUUUGGAAAAUGAGGUAUAUGGAACAAAGUGGUUGUCAUGUUAGUUGUUUGUUCUUUUUUCUUUUUCCAGCCCCUCCAUUGCCAUUGAAUGAAAGAUCAAUAAAGGUUCGUUCCUUUUUCUUCU